Messenger RNA from Choloepus didactylus (southern two-toed sloth), 5947 nucleotides. RefSeq names its product serine and arginine rich splicing factor 11 (gene SRSF11). The coding region runs from base 3877 to 4761 and encodes 294 amino acids. NCBI's taxonomy places the organism in Eukaryota, Metazoa, Chordata, Mammalia, Pilosa, Megalonychidae. The record is from RefSeq and is a predicted model, not a curated record. The transcript is spliced from 11 exons. Gene Ontology annotation, molecular function: RNA binding. Gene Ontology annotation, cellular component: nucleoplasm. Gene Ontology annotation, biological process: RNA splicing.
UGACUCACCUUUGCCAGUCUCAUCCCGUGUCUGCUUUGUUAAGUUCCAUGAUCCAGACUCAGCAGUUGUGGCACAGCAUCUGACAAACACUGUAUUCGUUGACAGAGCUUUGAUAGUCGUACCAUAUGCAGAAGGUUUGUGCUUUGUUUAACUACCUCUAUGGGCAUCCUAUGAUGAUCGGCUACCUCAGUAUAGUUAUAGAGUGAGCAUUAGUAGCAUGUUAAAAAAUCUGAGCUAUUAACGUUUCAAAACCCUUGUUAUACUGUGGUCUAUGAUUUUUCCUUGCAGAUAUAUAUAUGUAUUUUAAUUCCAAAAAAUAGAAAACAGAUCUGUUUUUAUAAGACAGUUAACUUUUGCUUUCUUUUACAAUAUUCUUAAGUUUAUUACAAUACUUAAUUGUUCCUAAUUGUAUUCCCUAAGAUAUGUGUACUUAGUUAAUUUAAUGUUGAGUUAUAUGAAAAAGCCCUGAAGGUGAAUGGUUCACUCCAUGCAGACUUACACAGAAACCUUCAAAUAAAUGCAUGACUGUUACUUCUGUUUUAACUAAAUGACUAGGUUAGUUUUAUUUCUUUAGUGCUUCCUCUCACUGAAAAAUCCCACAUUGAUUUCCAGUAUACCAAGGGUUGCAGUGAUUUUGGUUUUUGCAAAGAGUUCAAGAUUUCCUGUAGCUUAGGUGCCAGAUGGGCACUGGGUGUUUUGUUUUUAUGCCACAUUUUCUUGAUCAUUCCUGCUAUAUUUUCUAGAAUAUCUCUAAAUAAUAAAUUCUUCUCUCUGUUAUUUGUGUGUGUGAUUUUUGUAGUGGAGAAGGCAAAUGCAAAAUCCUUCCAGAUGACUGAAAAACAGUGGGUCCUCUGCAGCUACAGGGGAUUCUAGACAUUAACUAAAGGCCAGCAAGCACUCAAGUCCCCCAAGUGUUUUUCUGGUGUAACCAUUUGUUAACUACAUUUUCUCUCUUUUUACAUUUUAGGCUGUUAAAGUAAUUUGACAGAAAAAAUGAGCAGGUUAUUUGGAUCAAAAAAAAGCUACUGUGAUAAGAAAGCACUAUUUUAAUACCAUUCUAUAAAAUUUUCUAAGGCAUAUUUUAUAAUUAGUUUGUUCCCAAUGUACUGUUACUUGAUUUGCGUUUGGUAGCUAUCGAUUUUAAUCAAAGAAAUCACUUAAAUAUGAUAGAAUUACUGGAUUUUAAGAUAAUAAAUUAAUGAAUAUGCUGACCAGGAUUUAAAUGCUUUUUCCUUUCGUUAAUGAACUGGUCAGUAGAAGCAGAAUCCUGAUACUGUUGAUUUUAGAUGCUAUAAAAAAAUCUUUGAAUACCAAUGUGAACAUUUACACCAUGCCUUGUAAGAGUUGUUAAAUGUCUGGUCCUUAAAACUUAGAAAAUUGACUCUGGUUUUCUAAAGAAAUUAACUUAAAUUCAUAGAUUGGUUAAGGCAUGCUCUAUAAUAACAGGACAUCUGUCUCCAUGAUAUCAAGAUGUGUGGGCCCAGUUUUAAGGUUCAAAAAAAGGAAAACCUUUGCAUUUAAAAAAUUGGAAAACCUUUUUGAGUCAGUGUGUUUUGGUUAAGUAUUUUCUUUUAUGUCAGUGUACCUGUUGUAGAUAAGACUUAUCACCAAGAGAAAAUUCACUGAAUUCAAAUUCAGGAUGAGUAACAUAGAUGAUAGGUCUUGGAACAAUGGUCAAAUCAUGUGAGUAAUGUACAAAACAUUUUAGUUAGCCUGUAAAUUUAAAGAAUUCUUAAUAACCUAACUAUUAAGUCAUAGUUUUCAAGCCCUGAACAUAAUACAGUAUAUCAUAUAGCUGGUUUUCAUAAUUAUUUUUAGAUCAUGGUAAUUUUUAUGUUUCUGUUUUUUGAAAGUAAGAUAUUUGGGAGUAUGUAUAGAAUUACAGAAAUAUUUAAUUCAGAAAUCUGUAUGAGGUGUCUUUAAUUUCUGAUAUGAUAUGCUGUAUUAAUGUUGUCUCCAUUAAAUAACUUGAUGUAUUCAAUCCGAUUUUCACCAUUCACUCUGGUUUUAGCUCUUACUCUUUGGUGUUGGCUCUUGGUCAGUGUUUUAGAACAAUAGACACACAGUCUACGGUAAGGAAUAGUCUUAAUUUGGUAAAACUGAGAUAGCUGGAUUUGGAAGGAGCUCUUAAUAGUAAUGGAUUUGGGGUUUAUUUAGGUUCCUUGGUUAAUGUUUGUUUCUUUUGUCUGUUUCUUUUUCUUUCAUUUCUACACAUUCAUGCAGUAUUUCAUGGUUCUAUCAAAGCAGCAGUAAAAAAAAUGCUCUUGACGCAUGAAAAUUAACUGGUGAGGGGCCUCAUUGCUAUUUUUAAAUUGUAGUUUUAUUUUUAAAUAGUCUUUUUUUUAAUCAGAGGAUCAGAUGCAUGAAUUUUUUUUUUUAAUGGAUGCAGAUCUUCUAUCAGGUUUCUCACAGUAAAUUCAAGAGGAUUUUAGUUUGUCAAAAAUGUUGCAAAUGCACUAAUUUGAGUAAGAUGUUGAUACUUAAUAUAUCCUCUUGAGACAUAAUUUUGCAUGCAAAAUUAUCCCAUAAUCUUUGUAGGUUUGUUAAUAUAUGCAUUAAUGCCCUAUAUCUAAAUGAUCUUUUCCCCCCACCCCUCCAUAACUCUCGGUAUCUAAAUUGAUGACAGCUCUGACACAAGCAAGAUAACAGUGCUGUGUAGUAUACAUUUGUUUAUAUUAUCGGCACUUCUCAGUAUAGGUGGAAGGAACCAUUACCUUUAUUUAACAGUGGUUUUUCUUUUUUGUUGUUGUGUUUUACAGUUCUUUUCCCUGGUUCAGCCUGAACUAUAUACCAGGCCCUGCUGAAAAUACCACCCAACAGUUUUCUUCUGCAGCUUAUCCAGUUUCUCUUAAGUGCCCUGUACAUAUUGUAUGUUUUAUGAUGAGAUGCAGUUUCUUAAUAUGUAUUACAGAAAUACUACUGGUAUUUGCAAAUAUGUAGUUUAAUUGUAUUAUUGAACUCUCAUUUUGGGGGCUUGGGCACAUUAACAGAUUAAUCCAUCUGUAUAGGGCUUUUGCUGUUGGAUAGAAUUUAAAUUGUCUAUAUAAAAUAUUUGUGUUAGGACCCUUAGUUUUUAUCUGAAUACACAGAUUAGGCUUUAAAAGCAGACAUACAUGUCUUUGGCUUUAGGAGUUUGGCUAGUUAGCUUUUGAACUGACACUGUAUAGCAGCAGUUUUUGGUAUGGUUAGCAUGGCACAUGUUGGAACAUAAAGCAUUUUACUAUACAGGUAAGGAAUGUGCCAUGUUGUUUUACCUAUUCUCUUUCUCUCUCACCCACUCCCCCGCACACACACAUCCUGUGUGUAUUCAGAGACCUUCAGAAACAUCCAUAUUCAUUUUCAUGAGUCAGCAAAAGCCCUACGCUUGAUUCCAACAGAAUAUUUUCUUUACAUACUUUUCUUUUUAAUUUUUACAAAAUUUGUAUGGUAGGUGUAAAAGAAAAUCAUAGUAACUGUACCAUAUUAUUAACCCCUAAAUCAAACUUUUUUUGUCUUGUGUAUCUUGAUUUUUCUGUGUGCUUUAUAGUGAAGCAGCCGACACGAGUCGUUGUUCAUAAAACAGCUUUUGAAAGUUGAGAGCACACCCCUGGAGAACCGACUGUGCUUGCUUACGUUUGGUUCAUGACUUAAAAAUCGAGUACAGGAGUUAUUCCUGAUGAGACUAAGGCUUUGUCUCUAUUGGCACCGGCUAAUGCAGUGGCAGGUCUUCUGCCUGGUGGUGGACUCCUGCCUACUCCUAAUCCACUUACCCAGAUUGGCGCUGUUCCGUUGGCUGCUUUGGGAGCUCCUACUCUUGAUCCUGCCCUUGCUGCACUCGGGCUUCCUGGAGCAAACUUGAACUCUCAGUCUCUUGCCGCAGAUCAGUUGCUGAAGCUUAUGAGUACUGUUGAUCCCAAGUUGAAUCAUGUAGCUGCUGGUCUUGUUUCACCAAGUCUGAAAUCAGAUACCUCUAGUAAAGAAAUAGAGGAAGCCAUGAAAAGAGUACGAGAAGCACAGUCCCUAAUUUCUGCUGCUAUAGAACCAGAUAAGAAGGAAGAAAAACGAAGGCAUUCAAGGUCAAGAUCACGUUCUAGAAGGAGGAGGACUCCCUCUUCUUCUAGACACAGGCGAUCAAGAAGCAGAUCGAGAAGGAGAUCACAUUCUAAAUCAAGGAGUAGGCGACGAUCCAAAAGUCCAAGACGGAGAAGGUCUCAUUCCAGAGAAAGAGGUAGAAGAUCAAGAAGCACAUCAAAAACCAGAGACAAAAAGAAAGAAGACAAAGAAAAAAAACGUUCCAAAACACCACCAAAAAGUUAUAGCACAGCCAGACGUUCUAGAAGUGCAAGCAGAGAGAGACGACGAAGAAGAAGCAGGAGUGGAACAAGAUCUCCUAAAAAGCCCAGGUCUCCUAAAAGAAAACUGUCUCGCUCGCCAUCCCCUAGGAGACACAAAAAGGAGAAGAAGAAAGAUAAGGAUAAAGAAAGAAGCAGAGAUGAAAGAGAACGAUCAACAAGUAAGAAGAAGAAGAGUAAAGAUAAGGAAAAAGAUCGGGAAAGAAAAUCAGAGAGUGAUAAAGAUGUAAAACAGGUUACACGGGAUUACGAUGAAGAGGAACAGGGGUAUGACAGCGAGAAAGACAGAAAGGAGGAGAAGAAACCAACAGAAACAGGUUCCCCUAAAACAAAGGAAUGUCCUGUGGAAAAGGGAACUGGUGAUUCACUGAGAGAAUCCAAAGUGAAUGGGGAUGAUCAUCAUGAAGAAGACAUGGAUAUGAGUGACUGAAUAUUGCUUUUACAAGGAAUCCAACUGUAUACAUGCAUCAGUGUCAUUCCUUUGUGUGAUUUCUUAAUGCUGUAUUUGUUCAUCUCAAGUCUAGAUGUAUACAGCUCUGAGUUAUAAAUGGUUAUAAAACCCCUGAUACUAUUUACAUCAAAAGCUUUUAGAAAAUGGUACAUGGAUAAUCAUUUCUUGUCAUGGUGAAGUAUGAUCAAGUAACCAAGCAGUUUUACUAUCCUGGUGCUGCUGCAUAACAAAAAUGAAAAGCUGCAUGCAUCUACAGCAGGCAUGGAUUGUUUAUGUUGUAUGAUCUCCUUUAUUAAGUAAGUUCACUUAUAGUAUUUCUAGAAUUUGAUUCAUUGCCGUAAUAGAGCCAUGUAGGGAAUGCACUGAUUGCAUGUUAAUUGUGGCAGGAAUAUCCUAAAUGUCAUUAAAAUCCUCCAACAUGAUUGAUCUACUUAUGGUCUUAUUUGUUGACAUGACAAAUUAACAUUCUUAGUUACAUCUGGAAGUGAACAUUUGAAAUAGAUAAUCCUUUAAGCCUUGUGGCUAAAUUUUUGUGGCUUUUGUUUCAAGGUUAUAUAUGCACUAACCUUUUUUGAUGGCUAAUUAGGCUUUAAUUACAGAAACAAGAUUCCAAAAAUAACUAUCUUUGGCAGUGAGUGAAGAGCCUCGUAUUUUGAAAUAUAGUUGUAUACUUUUCCGUAUCGUGUUUGGGAAUUUUUUUUUCCUUAAAUAAUUUAUUCCACAACAUCAGUGAAAGCUAUCUGCCUAUCCUGAGUCCAUCUCUGAAAGAAAGUUAUAUUUUGUCCUUUCAAUUUUCCACUCUUUUAAUUUGUUUUAAGCUCAAUGUUGGUAAAAGAGGGUAGUGCAUUUUAAAUUCCCCUUCAUAUGCUUUUAAAAUAAGACAAAUCUACUUGAUAAUGUACUUUUUAUUUGAUCUCAAGUUGUAUAAAACCAAUGAAUUUGUGUUACUGUUACUGCAAUAGUAAUCUUAUGCACUCAGUGAUUCCAUGUUAUAUGCAAAGUAGUUAGGUAACUUUUCUUAGUUACAGGAGUUUCAAAUUUCACUUUUGUGCAGUAAAAACAAAAGUAGGCUACAGUCUGUGCCAUGUUGAUGUACAGUUUCUGAAUUUGUUUUACAAGACUUUGAUAAUAAAACCCUUAAACUUACAUUCAUGUUCCUGUAAAA